Messenger RNA from Lithohypha guttulata, 1089 nucleotides. RefSeq names its product glutamate--ammonia ligase (gene GLN1). Gene Ontology annotation, cellular component: cytoplasm. The record is from RefSeq and is a predicted model, not a curated record. Gene Ontology annotation, molecular function: glutamine synthetase activity. The coding region runs from base 1 to 1089 and encodes 362 amino acids. NCBI's taxonomy places the organism in Eukaryota, Fungi, Ascomycota, Eurotiomycetes, Chaetothyriales, Trichomeriaceae. The transcript has 2 exons.
AUGGCUGAUAACGUUUUUACCUCCAACACGGUCAACUUGGCCAAGUAUAUGAAAUUGGAGCAGAAGGGCAAAGUCCUUGCAGAGUACAUCUGGAUCGAUGGCACAAACGGCCUGCGCAACAAGACAAAGACUCUCAGCAAGAAGCCCGCAAGCAUUGACGACCUCCCAGAAUGGAACUUCGACGGCUCAUCCACCGGUCAAGCCCCGGGUGACAACUCAGAUGUCUACAUCCGACCCGUCGCCAUGUAUGCCGACCCAAUCAGACUAGGCGAUAACAUUUUGGUCAUGUGCGAGACAUGGGACCCAGAUGGAACACCAAACAAAUUCAACUACAGACAUGAUGCUGCACGAUUGAUGGAAGCAAACAAGGAACACAAGAUCUGGUUCGGUCUAGAGCAAGAAUAUACCCUCCUUGGACCUGAUGGCUACCCAUACGGUUGGCCAAAGGGUGGCUUCCCAGCUCCACAAGGUCCAUACUACUGUGGUGUUGGUACCGGUCGUGUCUUCUGCCGUGACAUUGUCGAGGCUCACCACAAGGCCUGCAUGUACGCUGGCAUUGAGAUCUCCGGCACAAACGCAGAGGUCAUGCCUGCGCAGUGGGAAUACCAGGUCGGCCCAUGUGAGGGUAUCAACCUAGGUGACCAAUUGUGGGUCUCAAGAUGGCUGUUGCACAGAAUCUCGGAAGAGUUCGGCGCAAAGGUCUCUUUCCAGCCCAAGCCAAUGCCAGGUGACUGGAACGGUACUGGUCUCCACACCAACGUCUCCUCUGGUGAGAUGAGAGAAGAGGGUGGCAUGAAGCACAUCGAAGCUGCAAUGAAGAAGCUCGAGGAGCGACACGUCGACCACAUGAAGGUAUACGGUGAAGGCAAUGAGCUACGUAUGACUGGUGCACACGAAACAUCCAGCGUCGACAAGUUCACCUGGGGUGUUGCCAACCGGGGCUCGUCUGUUCGUAUUCCACGACAAUGCGCCAAGGAAGGAAAGGGAUACUUUGAGGACCGAAGACCUGCCUCGAAUGCUGAUCCAUACCAGAUCACUGGUAUCAUCGUCGAGACCAUGUACGGUGCCCUACCAGCUGAGAAGUUCUGA